AUGUCGAGCCAGCCACUUCUGCAAACGGCGCCGGGCAAGCGCAUCGCCCUUCCCACCCGCGUCGAGCCCAAGGUCUUUUUCGCCAACGAGCGCACGUUCCUGUCAUGGCUCAACUUCACCGUGGUCCUCGGCGCUCUCGCUAUCGGCAUGCUGAACUUUGGUGAUCGCCCGGCCUUUAUCUCAUCCUUCUUCUUCACCUUUGUCGCCAUGGCGACAAUGGUAUACGCACUCGCCACAUACCAUUGGCGAGCAAGGUCGAUUCGCAGGAGGGGACAGGGCGGCUUCGACGAUAGGGUUGGCCCUACCCUGCUGGCCAUCGUCCUGCUCCUGGCCGUCAUCGUCAACUUCGUGCUGCGCAUAUCCUACAACUCGAAGCAGCCCUGA
This is a messenger RNA of Gaeumannomyces tritici R3-111a-1, 384 nucleotides long. Its product is annotated as vacuolar transporter chaperone 1. Gene Ontology annotation, cellular component: vacuolar transporter chaperone complex; fungal-type vacuole membrane. The record is from RefSeq and is a predicted model, not a curated record. The transcript has 2 exons. The coding region runs from base 1 to 384 and encodes 127 amino acids. Lineage: Eukaryota; Fungi; Ascomycota; Sordariomycetes; Magnaporthales; Magnaporthaceae.